GAUCCCCGCUUCGUUCUCGCCGGAAUCUCGUUGACGGGUGCUGGUGGUCGAUCGAAAACAAGAGCGAAUCGUGAACUCAGUGGGUUUCGGCAAGGAUUCGGAACGAAUUGAACCGAGUCCAGGAUGUUGAUUAAAGUGAAAACGCUGACCGGCAAGGAGAUUGAGAUCGACAUCGAACCCACGGACAAAGUGGAGCGAAUCAAGGAACGCGUUGAAGAAAAAGAGGGUAUCCCACCGGCACAGCAGAGACUCAUCUUCUCGGGAAAACAGAUGAACGACGAUAAAACCGCCAGCGACUACAAGGUGACUGGUGGAUCCGUGCUCCAUCUGGUUCUGGCGCUCCGGGGAGGAGACGUCGUUAGUCGUUCUGUAUAGACGAAUCCAUGAAUCGCUGUGGAGGUUAUAAUUAUUGCUAUUAUUUAAGAAAAUCUACGAAGUCUGCGUUCUGUUACUUCCGAAGAGACCUACCGAGUCCGUUGAUUUCUCUUCCCAAUGUAAACAGUUCCAAAUAAAGAAGUCAUCGACUCGAAAUGAUUUUUGGAA
This is a messenger RNA of Galendromus occidentalis (western predatory mite), 543 nucleotides long. RefSeq names its product Nedd8 ubiquitin like modifier (gene Nedd8). Gene Ontology annotation, molecular function: protein binding. The transcript has a single exon. NCBI's taxonomy places the organism in Eukaryota, Metazoa, Arthropoda, Arachnida, Mesostigmata, Phytoseiidae. The record is from RefSeq and is a predicted model, not a curated record. The coding region runs from base 124 to 375 and encodes 83 amino acids.